Messenger RNA from Hydractinia symbiolongicarpus, 923 nucleotides. RefSeq lists its product as uncharacterized. Bases 1 to 690 code for a protein of 229 amino acids. The transcript has 2 exons. NCBI's taxonomy places the organism in Eukaryota, Metazoa, Cnidaria, Hydrozoa, Anthoathecata, Hydractiniidae. The record is from RefSeq and is a predicted model, not a curated record. Gene Ontology annotation, molecular function: DNA binding.
AUGAGAAUGGUUAGGUGGAUGUGUAAUGCCAGUCUGAGAGACAGAAAGAGUUCAGAUGAGCUAAGAAGCAGGCUAAGUCUCCGUAGAAUUAAAGAUGUUAUCCAGAUAAGAAGAUUGAAUUGGCUGGGGCACUUGGAAAGAAUGGAGGAGGAUAAUUGGGUAAGAAAGUGUAGAGACUUGAUAGUUCCUGGGGCAAAGCCCAGAGGCAGACCGAGAAAGACUUGGCAGGAGGUAAUAGGUAGGUUGUAUGAGGCCUGUGUAAGAAGUGUUAUGUUGUACGGUAGUGAGACAUGGGCAGUGAAGCAGGAAGAUCUUGACCGUUUAGAAAGGAAUGAUAUGAGAAUGGUUAGGUGGAUGUGUAAUGCCAGUCUGAGAGACAGAAAGAGUUCAGAUGAGCUAAGAAGCAGGCUAAGUCUCUGUAGAAUUAAAGAUGUUAUCCAGAUAAGAAGAUUGAAUUGGCUGGAGCACUUGGAAAGAAUGGAGGAGGAUAAUUGGGUAAGAAAGUGUAGAGACUUGAUAGUUCCUGGGGCAAAGCCCAGAGGCAGACCGAGAAAGACUUGGCAGGAGGUUAUAAGGACAGACUUGAUAGAGAGGAAGUUGAGUUUAGAUCUAACACAGUCUAGAUCAGAUUGGAAGAGGGUCAUUAAUAUACCCCGUCCAACCCAUGCUAGCAUGGAAAACGGACGUUAAGCCGAGAAUGAUGAUGAUGAUGAUGAUUUCCAAAAGUAAUAUCUUUUUUGAUUCAAAUUUACUCCUUAUUUAUUUUGGACAUUCACGUUUAAAAUGGUUGGUAAAGGUAACUACAGAUCAUCAUACAAAGGAAAAUUUUUUUGUGUUCUUAACCUGUUAAUUUUUACAAUUUGUGUAUAUUUUUGGGAAACAGGAUAGUAUGUAAUUGAAUAAAUGUUUUCCAGAUAUAAAUU